Molecule: messenger RNA, 1131 nt
Organism: Truncatella angustata
Lineage: Eukaryota; Fungi; Ascomycota; Sordariomycetes; Amphisphaeriales; Sporocadaceae
Product: Intradiol ring-cleavage dioxygenase
Exons: 2
Coding region: 1-1131 (376 amino acids)
Molecular function (GO): ferric iron binding; oxidoreductase activity, acting on single donors with incorporation of molecular oxygen, incorporation of two atoms of oxygen
Source: RefSeq, a predicted model, not a curated record
AUGCGUUUCACAACCAUUUCCACCACCGUCGCUGUUCUGAGCGGUCUCGGCGUUGCCCAUCCCGGCGGCCACGAUAGCAUGACCAACUCGGAGCUACUAGCCAAACGCUCUAUGUACGAGAACGCUAAGCGCGGUCUGUCUGCCUGCUCCUCUAAACUGGCUGCCAGCGGCCUUGAGCGCCGUGCAAUUGAGCGUCGUAAUGCCAUCGUCGCCGAGCUUCAGGCCAAGAAAAAGCUCAAGCGUGAUGAGGCCACCGUCCUCGCAACCGACCACAACCGAACUGCCGACGGCAUUACCCUCGAUACCCCAGAGUCCGAGCUCUUUGCCAGCAACGGAACUUGUGUGAUCAAUCCUGUCUCUGAGUUUGGUCCCUUCUGGGUCAAGGGCGAGUAUGUCCGCAGUGAGCUCGUUGAGGACCAGCCUGGUGUUCCCGUCAUCAUUGAUGGACAGUUUCUGAAUGCCGAGACCUGCGAGCCUAUUGAGGGUCUGUACUGGGAUAUCUGGAACUGCAACUCCACUGGUGUCUACUCCGGUGUCUACGCAUCCAACAAUGGUGCCGGUCUUGCCGACCCAGGUAACAUCAACACCACUUUUCUCCGGGGUAUCCAGGAAACCGACUCCGACGGUGUCGCUCAGUUCAGCACUCUCUUCCCCGGUCACUACGAUGGCCGCGCCACCCAUACCCAUGUCAUCGCUCACAUUGAUGCCACUCAGCUCGAGAACGGCACCAUCACAGGUGGCAACGCUGCUUUUGUUGGCCACCUCUUCUGGGACCAGCAGCUGAUUUACGACAUUGAGGCUCUAUCCCCUUACAAUGAGAACACGAUCUCCAUCACUGACAACGCAGAUGACUCCAUCUUCCCCAACGAGGCCGCCACUAUCGACCCUGUCUUCAACUAUGUGCAGCUUGGCGACGAUCUUCAGGAUGGACUUUUCGCCUGGAUCACGAUCGCCAUCAACGUUACCGCCAGCUACGCUGAGAGCUACAGCUUCGAGCUGACUGAGGAUGGUGGUGAGGCUGUCACUGCUGGCGACGACAUCAGUGGUGGUGGCGCCGGCGGUGGCGGCAGCGCUCCUUCGGGCUCUGCGGGCGCUGCGCCCAGCGGCACUGGAGCUCCAUCUAAGUGUUAA